GUCGCGAACUGUCGUUUCGUGCGGACGGGAAAAUCAAGUGCGGUUACCCGGUACCCGGAAAAGAAGGUUUUCUCUCUUUGGAUUUUUUGGAUUCUACAACUAUAACUAUUCACAUCGAACAGACCACCAGUUCCUGUGACUCAGUUCGAGGAUUAUCGAAGGAUUAGGCUCAGAGGAUUAGCAGCUGAAUCUCAUUAAUUAAUGGAUUACUUGGCGAAAGUCAAUGGUGUUGAGAGUGAUUAAUCGGCCUGUUGGUGUUUGCCGGAUAAAUGGAUGAUUGGAGUGAUUGGUGAUGGAUACCAUGCGUCUCCUUCGUGCUUGAUAUGGUCAUGGUUUUGCCCUAAUGGAAUUUUAUGUAGUCGUGGUCGGCGUUUAGUCUGCAAAGCGCGGCAAGUUAGUGGAGUGGAAAAUCGUUUAGCACAGCGAGCGCAAAUGCCUCAUGCAUUUAUGUGUUUCGUUUUUCCAAGGCUAAUACUGUAGAAUAAACAAGUGAAACCGAAUACAUAAGUAAUUAGGCACCUGUUGUUGGGCCAUUUUCAACGGGUGCUGAUAUAAAAGAAACAAACGGUGCAAGUGAGAACAGAUCUGAACGUGAAGUGUGCCGGAGAAAGUUCUAGCUCUUAGUGUGAAAGCAAAUAAGAACUUCGGUGAGAUGACUAGGACCAACGUUAGAUCUCAUUAAGGAUAUAAUUUGCGGAGCUCGGUAACGAGCGUGCACCAUCGAGAGUCCAAAGCCGGAGUACUCGCACUUGACACGUUGCCCGGAAUAUAGUGCACUAGAGGCUUCAACUGAAUCCCUUCUUAUGGUCGCCAGGAUAUUGCAGGACAACGACGGCAUCGCACCAAACAACAUCCGUCGUCCUGGCAUUGUGAGUGCUGAUGCCUUAUAGUUCCAAAGUGUGCGCUCAUAAAUGUAUUCCACCACCGUCUUGACGUAUGGCUAUGUACUACUAUGCAAGCAAAUUAUCAGCAGCAGCAUGUGGCACUCGUUGCCGUCAGGGAUUAACCAGAAGGCAGCGCAAUCGUAACGCAAGUCGCAACCAGCAGCGAGUUGACAAGAAGGACGACGAUGAAGAUUCCGACGAUAAUAACAAAGAUAAAAAGGCAUUGUCAUCGGUUUUGUACGACGCAACGGACGACACAAUCGUGAUAUCGGUGAAAUCAUCGGAACAACCAGAUGUAUGUUGUGAAAGCACGCCCACGUUUACGCAUACGGCCCUCGGAUCGGGAGGAGUGAUGUACGGAAACGGUAACAUAGUGUCCGGUCCGUUGGAGUCUCUCAUCGAACUGCUGAUGCCUACCAACAGCGAAGAGUUGGAUCAGGAAUAUGUUUUCUCCUUCCUGCUGUCGUGUCGAUUUUUCAUCCGAACGUAUGAGCUGUUGGGUAAACUGCUGGAAACGAUACCGGAACCUGAACCAGUGGACCGUUUCGUGCCGCUGCUUGCCGUGUGGACCAAGAUGUUCCCGUACGAUUUCCGCGAUGAACGCAUGAUGAACCACGUUAAACAUAUCGUAGCUAGAUGCGCAGACACCAAAUUAGCCAAUGUGGUAUCUGAUCUACUAUGUGCCUUGUUAGUCCGGCUAACUGAACUCGAAAAACACGAAGAGGAACUCAAAAGCUAUCAAUCAACUGUUGACAAUAAGACUGAAUCAAUAAAGUGGCCAAACGCUUCGCAAUUAGCACAAGUUUUAUGCAGAAUUGAGCGCAAUUUAGCAAAACACGUCGGACCAGAGGAGUUUGUCCAGUGCAGUGCCAAUCUACUGAAGGAUCCUAAUCGGGAAGAUUUUACUCCCAAACCAGUCGGUUUCUGCAGCUUAUCCGGAGGGGCAUCACUGGACCCCAAGCGGACGUGCAAUUUGGAGAGCUAUCUCGAGUGGUCCGCCCGGCUAAGGAUGCUUGUGGCCAACGAAAUUUUGAAGUGCCAAAACAUACAGGACCGCAACAAAACGGUGGAGCUGUGGAGUGGUGCAGCCCAGUACUGCCUCCUGGUGGGAAACUAUAACAGCGCCACGGCCAUCCUGGAAUCGCUGGAUAUGCCGCCCAUCGCCAGAUUACAAAUCACGUGGAGUAAGCUUUCGACGACAACGAGUCAACAAUUGGACUGUAUGCAACGUCACGCGGAAGGCUGUGGAAAUUUAUGGAGCAAACAAACAGAAACGAGCUCCAAUGGUGGCAGCAAUGGCGGGGACAAAAAGCGAAAACCUUCGUCGACAUCAGUGGCAGUCACUUCCUCUGCCGCCGCCGCCGCAUCAUCAUCAUCGUCAUCGUCAUCCUGCGUCUCCAGGCCAAAGUCCACCGAAUGGGUUGUCGUUCCGGUUUUUGUGGACAUCGUCAAACUAGCUUUGAAAUCCAGAGAAGAUUGCUGUGUUAGGCUCCCAAACGGUCACAUAAAUAUGACAGCGUUCGAUCGGUUGGCGGCCAUCGCAGGUGCAUUCACGAGACACAUGUGCCAAGUCAAUCAAACACUGCCGGACGUUGGAGAGUUUGCGAAUCUCUGUCGACACAUGCAGUCGUGCAAACUGCAGAACGAAUCAGAACUUAUGCUGGCUUCGUUUAGCUGCGAGGAACCCACAAUAGCCGAGAAGGAACUGUACGAUAUUACAUAGCAGCAAUGCGGCCACCGUCAUCGCCAUUUCUGCCACUGGAUUAGCUGGAUAGCGAUCGAGCUCGUAAUGGACAAUUAUUUGCAUACGCAGGAGGAGAGGCAUUCCACCCCUGAUACCGAUAACGCUGAAGAUGGCAUCCAAAGAAUGUGGCCUCUGCUCUUGACGGCAGCAGCACUUGUGGACUUGUUGACCCUGUAUAUCUAUGGUACAAGCCACCAAUCACAGAAACGUUCGGCAUGCCUCCGAGCAAGAAUUGAUUGGAAUAACAAUUUUAAUAUUCAAAUAUUAUAAUAUCGACGCAGAGCAGAAGGAACAUUCCCGAACGAAUCCUGACCCUGUUAGCUGUUACAAAACUACAACGACACAACGCUAUAGAUAAAUGUAUGGGGAAGCGACGAAAUGUGCAUAAAUGGUAGUAAAAGAUAUGCCGUUAUAAAUCCAUUGAACUGAGUGUGAUUAGAUUGUAACAAUCCUAGGAAAUUCCUAUAAUAGAAAUUUAGUUUCCUUAACAAAGUGAUUGCAGAGAAUGCUAAAAAUAACUUUCCUAUCGUCUUAGGGCACCUAAUGGUUUAUUUUAAUAUUUUUCAUGAAAAUUGUAGGCAAUUUUAUUUUUAAGAAAGCAUCGACGACCAGAAGAAGUAGUGUAGUAAUAAAUCAGUUAUGAAAUGGAUUGAAUUGUAACAAGUGGAAUUUGAGGUGCAAAUGAAAUAAAUCAUCAUUACUUGUAA
Aedes aegypti (yellow fever mosquito) is the source of this 3335-nucleotide messenger RNA. RefSeq names its product ras-GEF domain-containing family member 1B. Lineage: Eukaryota; Metazoa; Arthropoda; Insecta; Diptera; Culicidae. Gene Ontology annotation, molecular function: guanyl-nucleotide exchange factor activity. Gene Ontology annotation, biological process: Ras protein signal transduction; positive regulation of GTPase activity. The record is from RefSeq and is a predicted model, not a curated record. Gene Ontology annotation, cellular component: plasma membrane. The coding region runs from base 937 to 2607 and encodes 556 amino acids. The transcript has 11 exons.